This is a messenger RNA of Cucurbita maxima (winter squash), 1630 nucleotides long. Its product is annotated as heparanase-like protein 1. The transcript is spliced from 9 exons. Bases 12 to 1628 code for a protein of 538 amino acids. The record is from RefSeq and is a predicted model, not a curated record. Gene Ontology annotation, molecular function: beta-glucuronidase activity. Lineage: Eukaryota; Viridiplantae; Streptophyta; Magnoliopsida; Cucurbitales; Cucurbitaceae. Gene Ontology annotation, cellular component: plant-type cell wall; membrane.
UUGAUUCAUUAAUGGGAUAUCAAAUCCUUUUGAUUUGUGUUCUUGCUUUCAUCCCAACCAUUUUGGGUCGGGACACAAUCAUUUUGGGUCAUGACACAACAAUGGGUACAAUUGUGAUUGAUGGAACCAAAACGAUAGCAGAAACAGAUGAAAAUUUCGUUUGCUUAACUUUAGACAUUUGGCCUCACGAUGAGUGUCGUUGGUCCAAACUUUGUGUUUGGGAUGGUCAUGCAUCGAUGCUCAAUUUGGAUUUAACUCUUCCUAUCCUUAACAAAGCAGUUCAAGCUUUCAAGUCGGUAAGGAUUAGAGUGGGAGGUACUUUGCAAGACAAAUUGAUCUAUAACGUCGGGACUGGCUUCAAGGGAACCUGUCACCCAUUUCAAGCAACCGUAGGUUCGCUAUUUGACUUCUCAGCGGGAUGUUUGUAUAUGGAAAGGUGGGAUGAUUUGAACAACUUUUUCAAUAAUACCGGGGCGAUUGUGACGUUUGGCUUAAAUGCUCUCUUGGGUAAACACAAUACAAAAGGAAUUCAAUGGGAAGGAAAAUGGAAUUAUAGCAAUGCUGAGGCUCUUAUUCAAUACACCGUAGAGAAGAAUUAUAGAAUAAAUUCAUGGGAGUUUGGCAAUGAAUUGGCUGGACGUCUUAGUAUUGGUGCAAGUAUUACUGCAGCACAAUAUGCAGAAGACCUUCUCAAGCUUCGAGAAAUCAUAGAUCGUUUGUACAAUAACUCCCAACAAAAACCUUUGAUUGUAGCACCAGGUGCAUUCUUUGAUGAGGCAUGGUAUGAUGAAUUUGUUAGAAAAACUGGACCAAAAGUUGUCGAUGUUCUCACUCAUCAUAUAUACAACAUGGGUGCAGGUAAUGACCCCAAAUUGAUUUACAGAUUCGUUAAUUCUACGUAUCUUUCUCAAGUAUCAAAUACAUUUGAACAACUCGAAAAUGUAAUUCAAAAGAACGCCCCUUGGGCUGCGGCUUGGGUGGGAGAAGCGGGUGGAGCCUAUCAGGGUGGAAGUCCUCAUCUUUCCGAUACAUUUAUCAAUAGUUUUUGGUAUUUGGAUCAGCUUGGGAUGGCUUCUUUGUACAAUACGAAAGUAUAUUGUAGGCAGACUUUGAUCGGUGGAUUCUAUGGCGUCCUUAAAUCCUCAACUUUACUUCCUACACCAGAUUACUAUGGUGCACUUCUCUUUCACCGGCUUAUGGGGCCGGGAGUUCUCAAAAUUAACAAUAAGGUGUCUUCUGACCUUCGUAGCUAUGCUCAUUGCUCAAGAGGAAGAUCUGGUGUGACCUUGCUUCUCAUCAAUUUGAGCAAUACAACUAACUUUUUAAUCACCGUUCAAAAUGACAUGAACAUGAGUUUGCGUAAAAGCAAUACUCGAACAAAUGGUUCUCAUUCAAAGUAUAGACAAAAGAGAACCGCUUCAAGAGAAGAAUAUCAUUUAACUCCAAAAGAUGGUCUACUUCGAAGCUCCACAGUACUUUUAAAUGGAAAUCCAUUGGAAACUACAAAAGAGGGAGACAUACCAAAUCUUGUACCUGUCUACCGUCAGAGCAACUCUUACAUACAUAUUGCUAGUUGGUCCAUUGCUUUCGUUGUCAUUCCUGACUUUGUAACACCAGCCUGCAAGUGAUU